This is a messenger RNA of Fonsecaea erecta, 1974 nucleotides long. RefSeq lists its product as hypothetical. Bases 1 to 1974 code for a protein of 657 amino acids. The record is from RefSeq and is a predicted model, not a curated record. Gene Ontology annotation, biological process: SRP-dependent cotranslational protein targeting to membrane. Gene Ontology annotation, molecular function: GTP binding; ATP hydrolysis activity; signal recognition particle binding. NCBI's taxonomy places the organism in Eukaryota, Fungi, Ascomycota, Eurotiomycetes, Chaetothyriales, Herpotrichiellaceae. The transcript has a single exon. Gene Ontology annotation, cellular component: signal recognition particle receptor complex; endoplasmic reticulum membrane.
AUGUUGGACGCCUUCGAGAUCUUGACGACCUCCGGUGUCGUCUUGUGGUCGAGGUCCUCUUCCAAGAUCGGUGCCGCCGCAGUCAACAGUUUGAUUAACGAUGUCUUCAUCGAAGAGAAAGUCCGCCCGACUGCGACCAGUUCAAACAAUCCCACGUACAGACACGACAAGUACACCUUGAAAUACACGCUGGUCAAGGAUCUGGGCCUGAUCUUCGUGGCCGUCUACCAAUCUCUCCUUCACCUGACCUGGGUUGACAAGUUGCUCGAUGACAUCCAGACAAUCUUUGUCGAAGUCUACAGAGGCCAGCUUGAGGAACUCGACUACGCUGCUCUGAAAUAUCCCUUUGAUCCAUACUUCGAUGAAGAGAUGCGUCGACUGGAUGAAAGUACAGGUGGCGCCGUCACUCAGGAACCAAGUCACGUUGCACCGCCGCUGGAAGAAAAGAAAACAAGCGCUGAAGACGGGGACACUGGAGGACCGCCUCCGCCACAAACACCCCCGCUAGCUAAGGCACAGCUGAAAGCUGUGCCCGGCAUCAACCAAGACUCCUUCCAGAAUACUCCUGUACACUCACCCGAUGCAUCUCGUCCGACGACUCCUAUACCCGGCAUUGCACCACACCUGUUGACGGAGAAUGGCAGACCGCAAAGUCGUGGCUCUCGGAGAGCAAGAAAGGCUGCUCACGCUGCUACUUCAGCAAACGUGUCCAGCGGAGACGAAGCUAGAAAACAAAAACCCGGCAAAAGUAGCGCAAAGAAAGGCCGAGUUUGGGGUCCUGAUGGAAUCGCCGACGUGGAAGAUGAUGUGAAACUUGACUACUCGGCCGGUGACGCUGGCACGAACGGAGAGACAGGAAUGCACUCUCUGCCACCGGAAACCAUUUCACAAGAGAGUUGGGGAACCAAGAACAAACAAGGCCAGUUUGUCCUUAAAGAUCUUGGCGAUGAAGUGAACAACAUCCUCAAAUCGGCGGACGCCAACAAAGGCGAAACCACUGGGACUGGAAAAUCGACCUUCGGGGCGAUCUCAGGAUACUUUAGAAACAUUGUCGGCGGGAAGACACUGACCAAGGCAGACCUGGAGAAGCCCCUGAAGUCCAUGGAGGAACACCUGAUCAAUAAAAACGUCGCCCGUGACGCGGCUAUCCGCUUGUGUCAGGGAGUGGAGGCUGAGAUGGUUGGUAAAAAGACGGGGGCAUUCGAAUCAAUCGAUGCAGCCUUGCGACCAGCGCUGGAAAAUUCACUGAGAAAGAUUCUCACACCCAGGUCGUCGCUGGACCUUCUCCAACAGAUCGAGACCGUUGCAAAUCCGACGGGAGCAAAAGCGCAGCCCCGUCCGUUCGUCAUCACCAUCCUGGGUGUGAAUGGCGUUGGGAAAUCCACCAACCUGUCGAAACUCUGCUACUUCCUGCUGCAAAACAACUAUCGCGUCUUGAUUGCCGCAGGCGAUACCUUCAGGUCCGGCGCUGUCGAACAACUGAAUGUGCAUGUGCGGAAUCUGAGGGAGCUCACCGCUCGCGAAGGUCUCGGCGCAGUCAGCAUCUACGAACGUGGCUACGGCAAAGAUGCAGCAAAUGUGGCCCGGGAUGCCGUGACCUUUGCCAAAGAGAACGACUAUCAAGUGGUGCUCAUCGACACGGCCGGACGAGCCCACACCAACACGCAACUCAUGGCGGCGCUGGAGAAACUUGUCGACUUUGCCAAACCCGACUUGAUCCUUCAAGUGGCAGAGGCGCUGGUGGGCAAUGAUUCGGUGGGCCAGGCGCAGAAUUUCACCCGAGCAUUGGGUAAGAACCGUAAGCUCGAUGGGUUCAUUGUCUCCAAGGUCGACACGGUGGGAUCUGGGAUCGGGACCAUGAUCAGUCUCGUCCAUGCUACUUCCGUGCCAGUGCAGUUUAUUGGCGUGGGUCAGCAUUACGGAGAUCUACGCCAGUUGUCAGUUCCUUGGGCGGUGAAUAUGCUGAUGAACUAG